AUGACUUACGAAAACAAUACACACCAGCAGAACGGUGCUGGCACCGCUGACAUCGAGUCGAAGUUCGCCAACAUGUCGGUCCAGAACGGCGCCGCUGGCGGUGCUCCUCGAAAGGCCUACGUUCCACCUCACCUUCGUGGCCAGCAGCAGCAGCCUGCCUCGCUCAACUCUUCCGCCGCUACAUUCAGCCCUCGCGCUCCUGCCGCCUUCAACGGUAACGGUCACCACGCCGCUCACGAUGCUCCUGCUGCUCCUGCUGCCUUCCAGAGCUUCAACCGAGGUGCACCUCGCGGUGGCGCCGGUGGCUGGGAUGCCCCGGCCUCUGGCGGUUACGGCGGAGCUCGCAGCGGUGGCGGAUACGGCGGUGGACGCAACGACGGCUUUGGCCAGUGGAAAGACGGUCAGCACGUUCCCGGCCCCCACAACGCUCGUCUCCAGAAGGAGCUCUUCGGUGAGGAGGGCGACGGUCUUCACCAGAGCAUGGGCAUCAACUUUGACAAGUACGGCGACAUCCCCGUCGAAGCCAGCGGUCGCGACGUUCCCGAGCCUGUCCUCACCUUCACAUCGCCUCCCAUUGACCCUCACCUUCUCGACAACAUCAAGCUCGCCCGCUACACCAACCCUACUCCUGUUCAAAAGUACUCGAUCCCCAUCGUCGAGCUUGGCCGCGAUCUUAUGGGCUGUGCCCAGACUGGUUCCGGUAAGACGGGUGGUUUCCUCUUCCCCAUCCUUUCGGCCCUCUUCACCCACGGCCCGCCUCCUCCUCCCGCCGAGAUGUCGCAGGGCGGCUACGGUCGCAGAAAGGCGUUCCCCAGCACCCUCAUCCUCGCCCCCACGCGUGAGCUCGUCUCGCAGAUCUACGAAGAGGCUCGCAAGUUCACCUACCGUUCCUGGGUCAAGCCUGCCGUCGUCUAUGGUGGCGCGGACAUCGGCACUCAGCUCCGCCAGAUCGAGCGUGGUUGCGACCUGCUCGCCGCUACGCCCGGUCGUCUGGUCGACUUGAUGGAACGAGGCCGCAUCGGCCUCAGCAACGUCCGUUUCCUCGUGCUCGACGAGGCCGAUCGCAUGCUCGACAUGGGUUUCGAGCCCCAGAUCCGUCGCAUCGUCGAAGGCGAGGAUAUGCCCGGCGUGAUGGACCGUCAGACGCUCAUGUUCUCUGCCACCUUCCCCCGCGACAUUCAGCUGCUCGCCAAGGACUUCCUGAAGGAGUACGUCUUCCUCUCGGUCGGCCGUGUCGGAUCCACUUCGGAGAACAUCACGCAAAAGAUUGAAUACGUCGAAGACGAAGACAAGCGCUCCGUCCUCCUCGACGUCCUCGCUUCGAUGCCUAGCGGCGGUCUCACCCUCAUCUUUGUCGAGACCAAGCGCAUGGCCGAUAUGCUUAGCGACUUCCUCCUCCGCUCCAACAUUGGCGCCACCUCGAUCCACGGCGACCGCACCCAGCGCGAGCGUGAGCGCGCCCUCGAGCUCUUCAAGACCGGCAAAACACCCAUCAUGGUUGCCACUGCCGUCGCCGCCCGUGGUCUCGAUAUCCCCAACGUCACCCACGUCGUCAACUACGAUCUUCCUUCGGACGUCGACGACUACGUCCACCGUAUCGGUCGUACCGGUCGUGCCGGAAACACCGGUCACGCCACCGCCUUCUUCAACCGAGGCAACAAGAACAUUGUGCGCGAUCUGCUCGAACUGCUCAAGGAGGCCAACCAGGAGGUCCCCCAGUGGCUCGAGGCGGUCGCCCGCGAGAGCAUGUUUGGUGGCGGCGGUGGUGGUCGUGGUGGCCGUGGUCGCGGACGCGGUCGUGGCGGCGCCUCGUCGAUCGGCAGCCGUGACGCACGCUUCCAAAACGGUCCCUCCUCAGGCGGCGGACGCGGCUUCGGUGGCGGAUUUGGCGGCGGAAUGGGCGGCGGUUACGGCGGCGGUGGUGGCUUUGGCGGCGCUGCUGCUUACGGCGGACCUCCCCCGGCCAGCAACGGCGGCAGCUACGGCGGCAACUCGUCGUGGUGGUAA
Messenger RNA from Pseudozyma hubeiensis SY62, 2007 nucleotides. RefSeq lists its product as hypothetical. The transcript has a single exon. Gene Ontology annotation, cellular component: nucleus. Bases 1 to 2007 code for a protein of 668 amino acids. Gene Ontology annotation, molecular function: RNA binding; ATP binding; RNA helicase activity. NCBI's taxonomy places the organism in Eukaryota, Fungi, Basidiomycota, Ustilaginomycetes, Ustilaginales, Ustilaginaceae. The record is from RefSeq and is a predicted model, not a curated record.